AUGCCGUCCACACUCUCCCUCGCAGCUCUGCUGUCGAGCUUAGCCAUCUCCACGAGUCACGCUCAGCUAUGGAACAAGACCAUCCAAACCACGAAUGGCCCGGUACGGGGCUUCCAGUACUUCUCGAAAAACACCCUACAGACCUACUGCGGCAGAUCAAGCCCCAACGUCACAGCCUUCUUGGGUAUUCCGUACGGCGCAGACACGGGCUACGAUGACAGAUGGAAGCCCGCCCAGCCUCCUACCAAAUGGGACACUACUUUCGUGGCAACUGAGUUCGGGUCCGCAUGUCCUACUGGACCUAGUGAUGACGAUAGCGUCAGCGAAGACUGCUUGAGCCUGAACAUCUGGACUAAUGCCGCUUCUGCUGACGCGAAACUCCCGGUCAUGCUCUGGAACCAGGGCUCUGGUGAAACGAGCAACAACACGUGGUGGUAUGGCGGAGGUAUGGCAUUGAAAGAUGUGAUCCUGGUGUCUUUCAACCGUCGUGAUAGUGCUCUCGGAUAUCUUGCGCACCCUGAUCUCAACGAAGAAGGCUUUCAGCAAACGGGUCACUAUACAAGUGGUAACUAUGGUGUUCUGCAUCAACUUUCUGUGUUGCAGUGGAUUCAAGACAACAUUGCCAACUUUGGCGGCGACCCUGGUCGCGUCACUAUUGCUGGGCAGUCCUUUGGCUCUUCGCAGGUCUACCAUGCCGUCAACAGCGAGCUGUUCUCCAGGUACUUUCAUGGAGGUAUCUCAGAGUCUGGAAUCCGCUACCCAAAGGACACACUCCUGGCUGGUCUUGCCACUUCGUAUGUCACAAUGGAAGAAGCCCUUCUGUUCGGACAGAACUACACAUACAACCACAAUGUUACAUCCAUCGACGAGCUCCGCAAGCUUCCUCUCAGCAGUCUGCUUGACGGCUCCGAUGACCGCGUCAGCAACGAUACCAUCUGGUGGGUUACAGCUGUGUCGGCAGGUUAUCCUCUCGUCUUCAAGCCAGUGCUUGAUGGCUACGUCUUACCAAAGAAGUACACCGAGACACUCGCCGACGGCCCAGCGAACGACAUCCCAGUCAUCACUGGCAAUACUCUUGACGAGUCUGGUGCCUCCUCCAUCACCACCUACACCCUUGGCGAGUUCAACUACUAUAACGGACUGAAGUACGGCAGCCUCUACGAGAGCUUCACCCGACUCUAA
Messenger RNA from Fulvia fulva, 1182 nucleotides. Its product is annotated as Fumonisin B1 esterase. Lineage: Eukaryota; Fungi; Ascomycota; Dothideomycetes; Mycosphaerellales; Mycosphaerellaceae. The transcript has a single exon. The record is from RefSeq and is a predicted model, not a curated record. The coding region runs from base 1 to 1182 and encodes 393 amino acids.